Messenger RNA from Paramuricea clavata, 5015 nucleotides. The record is from the annotation of a GenBank genome assembly. Lineage: Eukaryota; Metazoa; Cnidaria; Anthozoa; Malacalcyonacea; Plexauridae.
GGUUUGAUUGUAGCGUGGGGAAUGAGGGUAAGAACUUUGUGGCCUGAAGUUGCUGAAAGGGCUAAUGCCAUAAAAACCAUCUUCCUCAACGCCCUGCAGUCCAGUGUGCCGGAACAAGAUCAGUUAGGCGAUGCAGUGGCAAAGCUGGUUCUUGUGCAUACAAUGGUAAGUAGUUGGUUGCAAUAUGAUUUAGUAGGUAUAAUAAAGAGAAUUUUUUUAAUCUGUUACUGAAAAGGCAGUAUGAUAAAUCGUAUUCCAGGGUUCGAAUUAGCGGCUCGCUAUUUGCAAUUUGUUAAUGCAAAUUUGCUUAUUGCGAAAUGCAAAAUCAUCCAUUUUGUGAAUGACUUUUUGCAAAAACAAUGUGCAAAUUUUCAAGAAGGAAAUUUGCAAAUCGAUUUUUUCCUGUCUAAUUCGAACCCUGGUUCCCAUAACAAAUAUUUUUCCUUUAUCUUUUAAUAUUUUCCUUUUGUCUUUUUCCAUUGUCAGUAUCAAUUAGUAAUGAAAAAACAUACUUUCUGGGGUGUUUAUUUUGAUCAUCUGGAAUUGACAACGAUCCAGCUUGUCUUCUGCUUGUUUAGUUAAUGAAUAUUUUUAUAAAGAAAUUGAUCAGAUUUCUUCGUUUUAAAAUUUAUUUAAGAUCCAUGCCACUGUUGAGCAACGGCCAAGGAUUGCAGAGGUACUUCAAACCUUUGUUGCCAGUGCCAAAUCUGUGUCGGUGUUGCAGAGGCUGCAGAGAUCAGUAAUUCAAAAACUGACCAAUGAUGAUGAAGUAUGUUUGAAAAUGAAGAACAGAUGGAAAAAUUAUGAAAUAAAAAUUUGGAAACUAAGUAGACAUUCAAUUUAUUAAAACAUUUUAACCUUUUCAGGAAGGACCUGCGGCUUUGACGUGGAUCAACCCUUCAGGGACCGUCGCAACAAAGACCAGUGGGGAGGGACGUGUACCAUCAACAGGAUUUAGAAAGGUUGUCUUCCAAGAUCUCGAGGUCACGUGGGAGGUGAGUCUAGUAAUGUUUAAAUAUUAAACUCUAUUAGAAAUGGUUUUAUGCUGGAUGAGAACAUGUAAACAGCUUUUAUUCCUUGAUUUAUCUAUACAGUUUUAUUCUUGUUAUAUAGGAGGUCGUUGAUGUGAUAACGAAGACCGCUGUGAACCCAACCAGUCGGUCUAUUGCCUUUGCCAAGGUCCCCACGGCGACAAUAGCAGACCUGCGAAGUAAAAGGAACUACGACUUGAUCACUACCGGCCAGGGCAUCAAGAUCCCGAACAGACUAUUUGACCCACUGUUCUUGGUUUGGAUCAACUAUUGUAAGUUACAAAUCAGUAUUUUUUUUAAUAACUGUGGAAUUACAUUGUAAAUAUUAUUUGUAAUUGUGGAAUUUGGAAGGGGCCGUAAUAUAAAAUGAAUUAAUCUGCCAUAUAAUAUAAUAAGAUAUUUGUAAUUUGAAAUUAAUAGUAUUGAAAAUGUCCUUGUCCUUCUUCAGGCUUGAGUUGUUUCCAAGCUAGACUUUGAAUGGACAGAGUUUUUCCUGAUUGAAAAUUUGCAGCCAAUUGUAUAUAAACCACAAUAUUCGUGACUUGCAAUCAAUCCCUUGAGACUUAGAAACAGUGACCAUGUUGGUUCCAAAUUCGCCCACAAAUUGAAAUUGCAAGUCAAGAAUUGUAUUUUUUUGUGUAGUUGCCAGGGUAACACGUGAGAGACCGGAGGAUAGGUAUGAUCCACGCGAGGCAAUCAUCUUGAGUGCAGAUGCCCAGGCUGAGCUGGAAAACUUGGAGAAAGAAGUAAUUGAUCUAGUUGCAGGUAUAAGUUCGAGAAUUUGGAGAAUGAUAGAGAAUUGAACAAAUAGCACAAUAUUUCAAGUCAUUGGGAAACUAUUCAAAUUUGAAAAAAAAUUAUUUCAACUUUAAUGAAACCAGUUAUUGCGAUAGUCAUGUAUGAAGUUAACUUGUUCGUCAUUUAGGCAAAAAAAAAUAUGUGGGUUUCCGGUUUCCCGACCCUUAAUGGACGUCGAAAUCCCGACCCUAAACUUUUUUAUUGGAUCAUGUUUGUAAGUGUUUCCACUUAGAGGAAAAAGUUUGUGGAAAAUUGAAAUUUGAGGCAAUAUUAGGGAAAUUUAUCUUUGGAUGUGGAAGCACUGACUAAACAAAAUGGCGUGCGCUUGUUCGGAAAAUUAAAAAAAAAAGUUAAAACCGACCUACCCUACCUAAGUUUUUAUGAGAAGAAACCGGAAACCCACAUAUUUUUUUUUGGCCUUACGUAUAGUUGAUAUUGAAAAUGGUUUUAGAACUACUGCAUAUUCUUGUCUUUAAAAACUAACCAUUUACAAAGCAAAUAUACCAUCCAUCAAAAAAUUAUAAAAAAAGUCGCUGUUAUUUGGACUUAUCUCGCAGACUUGGCUGAAAAGCCACGCAAAAAUGGCACCGUGAGAAAUUAAAAGCUCAUUGAAUUGAAUUUUUAAUUAUCAGGUGCAUGAAAUCCUGUACAAGAAUUAUCAUUUGGCAAACAUUUGGUGAAAUUUUCGUACAAUUAAACAUUAUUAAGCCAUAUAACACUGAAUGGCACAAUAUAGAGCGUUUGUGUUAAUAUAUCACCUCAUAACUAAGUUAGAAUGACCUAAUUGACAAGGGUUAAAUCGAAGGUGCAUAAUUAUAAUUAUAUUUUUUCAGGUCUCUUCUCGAUUCGCAACCUUUUUCAUGUCCGACCUGACACCAAUGAAACUGCCACAGAGGUAGACCAAUAUUUACAAAGUUGUUUUUUAAAUUUCUUUUGCUUAAAAUUUAUAUGUUUGCAGAAGUCGACAAAUUACUAAACUUUGUUAUCUUUUGGUAUACUGUACCCAUUUGCAAGCUAAUUUCCUAUAGAGAGCUCAUAUUUGAAGUUGGUAUUAUUCUCCGGAUUUUAUUCUUUUAAUAAUACACAUGAUGAAAGUAUUUCAUCGAUUUUUAGUCUCCGACUACUGGAACCAAGCGCCGCAUUGAGAAUGAAAAUCCUACAGCCAAAAGAAGAUCUCGGGUACAUAUUUAUAUAAGCUGUAAGAAAGAGCUUCCUGUAACAUCCAGUUACGUUGUUUUAGAGCGUAUAAAAUUAUGUUGUUGAUUAAAAUAUGUAUUUACUACAACAACAAAAGAAGAAUAUUGGUUUAAGUAAUUAAUUAAUUGUUGAGUCAUGUUUCUUUGAUGCACCAUAGGAUGUAUAUAGGUUAUAUCCUGUGAAUGGAUAGUUUAUUAAACUUGUCGACAAAACUAGAAAAAGUUUUAUCCAGAGUCUUCAUAAUUGACGAAACCUUGUUUGAAAACUUCAACUGGUAAUAAAUUCGAACUUUGGAUAUAAAUCAUAUAUCUGUUCUCGGGGUCUGUAGGUCCUUGUGCCAGUAUGACUUAUACCAGCAGUCUCAGUUUACAACCAUACUGAAAUAUUAUUUUUUUAGGGAUACCAUGCGAACCAACACCGUCUCGCUCAUCCUGAUAGUCGAAGUUCAGGUACAUGAAUUUUAGUACAAAGUUUGCAUGUUGCAACUUUGUAUUAUUGCUGUGAAUGAUUUUAUAUAUUAUAGCAUUUGUAUAUUUUGAAUGCUGAUUGGCUAAGAGAAACAGAAACAUUGGAAAAUUUCUUUUUUGUAUUUCUUUGUGCUAUAUUAUAAAACCAAUAUAAAACAUUCUUUUCGUAUUGAUGUAUGUACUAUUUAAAGCACGCGUAGGAGUGUUUUAUCACAUAUAAAACACGACGCGUAGCGGAGUGUUUUAUAUGUGAUAAAACACGACUACAAGUGCUUUAAAUGGCUUAAAAAACGACUCAUCUUAUACGAGUUCAUUGGCGAAGUAAUUUUUAAAAUAAACUUUGUCUAAACCGAGAAAAUCAAAGCUAAAGUUUAUGUAAAUUAACAUGAUUUUUUAUCACAUAUAAAACCACGACACGCUUAUGAUUUUUCUUUGUUUUUUGCUCCUGAAUUAUUAAUGAGUUUUUUAAAGUUAUAUCAACACUCGUGGAAAUCGUGAAAACUUGAAAUUGUGUGAAAACACACCGCCCUUCAGGUGUCAUAUUUCCACCAAAUUUCUGGUUUUCCCAAUUUCCACCUGUGUUGAUAUAAUUGUAUAUGAACGUGGAAAAUGUCUCAUAUUUGUUAAAUAUGUAUAGACUAUUGUAUGUUUUACUUUUGUGAAGUCGACGAAAACUCCAUGGAUUACGCUAGGAUUGUUGUAGAUUAUGUCCAAUAUACUUGCAUUGUAUGAACUUCUUGGGCAGGGGUGCAACUUGACUCCACGUGGGGUUCAAGUGAGUUCUUCUUGCCCUAAUAAAAGGGAGUGUUCAGCAAUCAAUCUGCCAUAAAAUUGUGAAUUUUUCUAUCGUUACCUUAGAUUAUUUUAACUGCACUGUGUGACAUUCAGCCCAACAGUAGGCAAAUUUUGUCGGAGUAUCAUACCAUCUUUAAAUUUGGGGGUGUUAAGUUUAUAUAUUGACAACACUUAUAAAACUAUCUCAAUUAAACUUACAUGGUAUCAGAGUUCAAAUGUCUAUAUAAUUACAUUUUUUUCUUCAUAGAAUCCAGUGAUGCAGAUCUUUCUGCCUGUGAAGACGUUGAUGGUAUGGAUGAAUUUGUAAUCUAUUCAACAGUAGGCAAAAUUUGUCGGAGUAUCCAUACCAUCUUUAAAUUUGGGGGUGUUAAGUUUAUAUAUUGACAACACUUAUAAAACUAUCUCAAUUAAACUUACAUGGUAUCAGAGUUCAAAUGUCUAUAUAAUUACAUUUUUUUCUUCAUAGAAUCCAGUGAUGCAGAUCUUUCUGCCUGUGAAGACGUUGAUGGUAUGGAUGAAUUUGUAAUCUAUUCAACAGUAGGCAAAAUUUGUCGGAGUAUCCAUACCAUCUUUAAAUUUGGGGGUGUUAAGUUUAUAUAUUGACAACACUUAUAAAACUAUCUCAAUUAAACUUACAUGGUAUCAGAGUUCAAAUGUCUAUAUAAUUACAUUUUUUUCUUCAUAGAAUCCAGUGAUGCAGAUCUUUCUGCCUGUGAAGACGUUGAUG